Symbiodinium sp. CCMP2456 is the source of this 1941-nucleotide messenger RNA. NCBI's taxonomy places the organism in Eukaryota, Dinophyceae, Suessiales, Symbiodiniaceae. The record is from the annotation of a GenBank genome assembly.
AUGGACCGAAAGAUUUCCUUGAACGGUGUGCACCACGAGUGGGAGGGGUGUGAGCAAGUUCGAGCUCACUUUCGUUUGCGGCGCCGCCUGUUCCAGAACACGGAACCAGGGAACUUUGACCCCAAGUGCGUGGUAAUUACACCUGCUCUGAACAAGCAUGUGCUGAAACCACUUCUUAAGCGAAUGGGCCAUGGCCGUCAGCUUUACAGCAUCAAGAUGGUUGAGACAGAGCGGCUUGCUGUUCAUUCUGAUUCGAUCAAGGCCCUCCACAAGCUCAUCUUCCCCAACCAGGAGAUUGUGAAAGAGGAUGUGAAGAAAGACGCCUGGAUGGCGAGAUCAUUCGCAGUUCUCGUGAAGAGGAAGGACGACUCUGUCGACCUUGAGGAUGACGACGAAGAGGAUGACGAUGACUUGGGAGAUGAUCCCUCCGGAGCUCUCAGGGAAGCUGCGGACCUCUCGGGUGAGCAGCUUGAUGAGCUGGACCGGGAUCUUGGUUUGGCAUCUGGCUCGGAGUCUCCAUCUGCAGCGGCCAUGGUCAAAGCUGUGGAGCCGGAGCCCGAGGAUGAUCCCUUGGCGGACAUGUUGGCCGAGUUUCCUUCACCGACAGAUGAGGCAGCUGCAGCCGUGGCGGAGUCUGUGGAGCCUGAGAGUGAUCCCUUGGCGGAGAUGUUGGCCGAGUUUCCGUCUCCAACAGAUGAGGCAGCCGCAGCUCGCAGCGCUAAGUCAGCGGAGGUCGUCGAAGUGUUUGAGUCCCCCAUGAAGGUCGAGCCAGUGUCACCGGAGAGGCCCAAGAAGCUUCGCAAGAUGCACGUGUUUGGGGAUGAGGGGGACCUGAAGAAGGCUUCGGACGAGCUUGCAAGAUUGAAGGCCCUGCAGAGCCAGAGGCAGGAUGCCGCAACAGCUCUGGCCGCAACAGGUGGUGAUGAUGGCAAGAGUUUGUGCAACAUAUUGGGGCUCUCAGAGGGAUCCAGCUCUUCAUCUGGAGGACAGGCUUGCCUGGACAAUGUCGAGACUCAGAUGACAGAUGAGCAAAUGAUGGACGGCAUUGCUGAGAAGCAUCGUGCUUCGACUGGGUCAUUGGACUUGGCCUCCAGCCCUGAGCCGGAGCAAAAGCUUCUGGACAACGACGCUGACAAGAAGCCAUCCAACUUGCCUGUGGUCGUUACUCGCCGUGACCAGAUGUCUUUGAAGGCCAGUGUGAAGCAACGCAAGGAGGAGAAGGCCGCCAAGAUUCAGGCAGACAAGUUGAAGAACAAAGGUGGCAGCAAGGCCAAUUCUGAGGAUAAGGCUACGCCUGAGGGAAAGUCAUCGAACGAGUCCGAGGCCGAGGGUAAGCCUACGCCUGAGGGUGAGUCAUCGAAGGAGUCCGAGCUCGCGGGGAAGAGUGCCAGCAAGGCCAAGGCUAAGCCUGUGAUCUGGGGUUCGCCAGAGCACAAGAAGCGCCGCAAGAUCAACCAGAAGGCUACGGAUGAGGAGGCGGGGACAGAUGCUGUUGACAAUGCCAGCGAGGCAAAUGCGACGGUACGCUACGACACCCCCGUGACAAAGCCGAAGCCCAAGAAGGCCAAGGUGAUGAAGCGGCCGAGCGCCAAGGCCAAGAUCCCCAAGAAGGCGGAUCCCAAGGAUCCCGAGGACGACGAGCCUCCAGAGGAUGCGCACGAUGUGAUCCAUGAGCCCAACCCCGUGAUGCUCAAGAAGACGUUCGCUCGCCGCUUUUGUCCAGCUGGAGUUUGGAGCCAGCUUAAGUGGAUCACAAUCCGGAAGGCUUUCGGCUACAAGCUUUACCGCAAGCUAGACAACCCAAGCAAGUACGAGGACAAGUUUUUCGAUGCUUGCACCGUGUAUUUGGACACGACGUCCUUGCCUGUCUGUGCCGAGACAAUCGAGGAGCGGAUCCGUGAGGCUGCCAGCCAAUUUCUCUUGGAGCAUGGCGCCCCAUGA